AUGGAGAAAGGGCAAAGUCAGAGGAAGGCAAACAGAGGGAUGCACCGUUUCGUUUUAGGUCGCCCGUUUGUGAUGCUGGUUGCGCCGAUUCUUCUCUCUGUGCUUGUAUUCAAUCAUCUCAGGAAGAAGAAAAAGAGUGCAGAAAAAGAGAGCUCUGAGGUAGCAUCCGCUCCUUCCUUUGUCUCUCCGAUACCCGCCCGAGGAGGUAGUCAUCGAUACGACAUAUUCUUGAGCUUUCGAGGCUCGGAUACCCGCAAGGGAUUCACAGAUCACCUCUACCGCAGUCUGGUCAAUGCGGGGACCGUACCGAUUUGCGUGUUCAGGGACGAUAAAAACCUGCCCAUUGGCGAGGAAUUUGGGUCACAGCUUCUCGAUGCCAUCACGCAAUCUAAGAUCUCGAUCCCCAUCAUUUCUGAAAAUUAUGCUUCGAGCAAAUGGUGCCUCCGGGAACUCAUUCAUAUCAUGGAUUGCAAGAAGAGCGUGUCACAUAUGAGCAGGCCACAUAUAGUGUUGCCCAUCUUUUACAAAGUGGACCCAUCGGAUGUGCGGCAUCUAGAAGGAAGUUUUGGGAAGAGCUUCCUUUCACGUAAGAAGCAAUUUGAUGAGAAGGAUAUCCAAGAAGGGAAACGGGCACUUGAAGAAGUGAGUUACUUAAGUGGAUGGGAAUCUGAGAAAAUUGCUAACGGGCAUGAAGGAGAAUUAGUGGAAAGAGUUAUCAAAACUGUUCUAAGCACGUUGCAACGUGAUUUUCAGCUUGAUGUUACUAAGCACUUAGUUGGAAUUGAUGAUCAUGUGAACAAUAUUAGGAAUUGGGUAGACACUCCUGCUAGUCAUGCUCGGAUGAUUGGGAUAUAUGGCAUGGGUGGGAUUGGUAAAACGACUUUUGCGAAGGUCAUCUACAAUGAGCUGUCUGAUGAUUUUGUGCAUCGUAGCUUCCUUCCGGAUAUACGAGAAACAGCUCUCCGCAAGGGUAUUCCUUAUCUACAAGAUCUACUAAUUAAGGAAAUACAGCGAAAUGAACAUCAAGUUUGUAUAGUUGAUGAUGGAAUUAAUUUGAUCCAAUCUACACUUAAAGGAAAAAAGGUUCUUAUUCUUCUAGAUGAUGUUGAUCACCAAGAUCAACUAAAUGCCUUGGCUAGAGAACGUGAUUGGUUUACUACUGGAAGUAUCAUCAUUGUUACAACUAGAUAUAAAGCUGUUCUUGAUCAGUCCGAAUUUCGGGUAGACUACAUGCAUGAAUUGAACGAAUUAGAUGAGGUGCAUUCUUUGCUUUUAUUUAAAAGACAUGCAUUUCGCAUGAGCCAUUGUGCGAAGGAUUUUGAGGGUAUCUCUCGUGAUAUCUUAUCCACCAUGGGUGGGCUUCCCCUAGCUAUCAAGGUAAUAGGUUCGUACUUGUACGGAAAAACAGAUAGGAAAGUAUGGCAAGAUGUGCUGAAGAAAUUAAGAAGCGAACCGGAUAGAGAUGUCCAAAAGACAUUGAAGAUAAGUUAUGAUGCAUUGGAACCUAAACACAAGGAGAUUUAUCUAGAUAUUGCUUGCUUCUUUGUCGGCGAAGAUAGCAAAUUUGCCAUGUACAUGUGGGAGGACUGCGUGUUUUAUCCAAAUCAAGGAAUUGAAGAGUUGAAGCUGAGGUGCUUAAUAAAAAUUGGAGAUUGUGGUCGGUUUAGAAUACAUGAUCAGCUGAGAGAUCUUGGAAGAAACAUCUUUUGCCAAGGGCAACGGCCCGAGAGAUGUCUGAAACUAUGGUUUGACGAAAUACCCUUCAAAGCGAGGCCGCUAGCCCGGGUAACACAUGGCUCUCCUUUCUUCUUUACCCUCUCUUUUUCAUAUGUGUAA
Molecule: messenger RNA, 1836 nt
Organism: Rhodamnia argentea
Lineage: Eukaryota; Viridiplantae; Streptophyta; Magnoliopsida; Myrtales; Myrtaceae
Product: disease resistance protein L6-like
Exons: 2
Coding region: 1-1836 (611 amino acids)
Biological process (GO): defense response; signal transduction
Molecular function (GO): ADP binding
Source: RefSeq, a predicted model, not a curated record